Messenger RNA from Meleagris gallopavo (turkey), 4080 nucleotides. The record is from RefSeq and is a predicted model, not a curated record. Lineage: Eukaryota; Metazoa; Chordata; Aves; Galliformes; Phasianidae.
AUGAUUAUCUUCAGCCACCUCUACAUAAUCAUCAAGCGAGUCUGCUGUCGCUGCAAGAAGCGUGAAGGAGACCAGGAUGAGCGUGAUAGGGGGCUGAAGUUAUUUCUAAAUGAUGAAGAGCUAAAAAAGCUGUACGAGUUUGAAGAGCAGUGUGUGGAAGAAUACUUUCAGGAAAAAGAGGAUGAGCAGCAAUCAUCUAAUGAUGAACGCAUCAGAGUUACCUCUGAAAGAGUUGAAAAUAUGUCAAUGAGGCUAGAAGAAGUGAAUGAAAGAGAACAUUUUAUGAAAGCUUCUCUUCAAACAGUUGACCUUCGACUCUCUCAGUUAGAAGAACUAUCUGGUCGGAUGGUGAAUGCUCUUGAGAAGCUGGCAGGUGUUGACAAAUCUGAGCUAACGUAUACACGUUCACGGGCUUCAUCUGAAUGUGAUGCUGCAUAUCUCCUAAGGCAAAGUAGUGUCAACAGCUCGGAUGGCUACAGCAUGUACAGAUAUCACGUUGGUGGUGACGAGUUAGCAUAUGAUGACAGCACUGCUCCAAUGUCACCAGCCAUAGGAUCACGUAAAAAAGCUCAUUCUGUUGGUACAAAAGAAGAUGGAGCAGACCCAAGGAUGCUGGUUCCAGAGCACCAUACCAGUCUCCAUUAUACCUCUAGUGCUAAUGCAGUGCCCCCAGCAGAUUGCAGUAGAUCUGCAUUAGACAUUGCACAGAGUAUUUCCGGUCCCCAUUCUGGCUCAGGUGGUUUGGGGGAUGAAAACCAAGGAAUUUUCAAGAAGGAUGAAAUAGCUCCUCAAAGUUUAAACCAGAUGGAUGCUAUUAUGCACAGACAAUCAGUACCAAGAUCAGAUUUUCAGAACACUCAGCUGAAAGUAGAACGGACCAAGUUAGAGGCAACCAUCUCUUAUCCCUUGGACAAAUGUAAAGCAAUGCGCUAUUUUCCUCCUGAAACAUUCAGUGCUUGUCAAACUACUAUGAUGAAGUCAAGGAGCUUUAUAUUUGCACAGGGUGGGAAGCUGGUUGGUGGGGUAAACAACUGGACAACAGAAUAUAGUACCAUCAUGGAUCAGGUGUGCCCUUCUACAAUUGAGCAGUGGGCUACAGAGUGGAAAUACGAAGUUGAGCAGCAACUUUCUCAAGAACGUCCUCCAGAAUACCCAGGUAUUAUCUCUGAAGCAGAGAGGCAGGCAGAACAGAAACAGUUACAAAUGGACACAGAUGAUGACAGUGAUGUUGGUGAAGCAGGUAUUGGUGCCUCUUAUGCCUCUAUGCCUGCUGCUGUCAAAACUCAGACAGAGAACUUGUUAUCAGUAAAGCCAGAAAGGACUUCUGGGUUCCCAUCAGUACGAUCAAAAAGUUUGCAUAGCCAUUCUCGGAAAGCCAAGUCUAUAAAGGACAAAUUAAACAGACCAGGACAUGCCACUAGCGUAACUAACUUAGUAGUAGCAUUUGGCAGUGCAACAGAAGAACAGAAAGCUGGACAAGAAAAUGCAUCCACAGAAACUGAGUGUUGAAACAGCUUAUGGCCCUUGUUUUACUGACCGUCAAAAAAGUAGCGCGGCUAAUUGAAAAAAAGAUGGAUUUUUUUAAUGAAUUUAUACAGAAUAAUGUUGCAUACAUUUGUUUCUCUUCAUUUUAGACUUAUUAGGUACGUGUUGUGCUCUUAAAUAAAUCCUUGCUGGGUCAAGUGAAAGGAAGAUAUUCGCUCAGGGGCAGAUAUAAAAGCAGGCUGGUCUGCAGAUGCUGACAGCAUUGACCUUUCUUUGUUCCACUUCCACUUCCCUUGUAAACUAAUUUACUGAUAGAGUCUUCAUAAAAGCUCUUGAAAGGACAAUACAAUCAUUUAAUAAUUUAGAAAAUACUUUUUCUUCUUUAUCUGAAGACUAGUUAAACUGCACUAAUUUUUAACUAGCCAUUGUUUUUAUCCUCACACAGCUGGUUUCUUUGUGGCCACUAUAUUUUCAGAUCAAAACAAAAUUGUUGAAUGCAUGGAAUAAUUAUGUAGUCCUAUUUCACUUCUUGUUUCAUGCUUGUUUCAUGCAGAACUUUCAGAAAGGCAGAACAGAGCAGCUUCUACCCAAUAGAAUACUUCUGAGUGGAAAAAUACAGUUAUGUUUGGAAAAACCUGACCUGGAAUGCUAUGCAUACACAUAUUCUUGACCUGUCCUUGAACUUGGCUGACAUAGUCUGCUUUCAGGAUCAUAUCUGUCUCUGCCCCAAAGCAUUCUGGCAGCCUUAAACUGUUGAAAAACAGUCAUCAUUGUUUCAAAAUGUUUAGAGAGAUUUUCAGUAUUUAAAGAGUAGAUUGAUUUCAAUAAUAUGAAUCCAAGAUCUGCAUUAGUGUUUUAUAUAAACAGAAUAGCAACAGAAUCCCACGUAGAGGAGGAAACUGUUUUGCCUGCAAAAGAAAAAAACAAACAGGAAAUGUAUUCUGGUUGGCUGUGUUCUGAUCUCACCCAAUCUGCAUUUGAAGUAAAUCUAUUGUGACAGAUUGAUCUUCAGUUCUGCAAUUUCAUUAUGACAAUGCACAAGGAACAAGAGUUUCUGUGAGUUAAUCUAAACAAAAAAAAAUUCUAUAUAUGGGAAGAGGAAUUCCAUGUAUUUCCUUCAGUCAAUUUCAAAAAGAAAUUUCCAACGGAAAAGCCCUUUCUACAGAGUAAGUAUUUUCCAUCACUCAGCAACUAAGACUGAAAUCCACAUCUCUAGUCAUAAUUAGCCAGAACGCUUGACUCAGCAGUAGCAUUCCAUAUGCUUGGUUUUGGUAAUUUCCUUCGUAAUAGUAUGAUUUUUCAUUUGCCUCAUUCUUGUCUGUUAUGUUUUAGGAAUUUUGUUUUCCUAAAUAUUCAGCCCCUCUCUCUGCAGGGAAAGCAUACCAUUUAACAGAAAAGAAAGAAAAGAAGUUAAAACUGUGUUACUUGUUCACAGAAUAUUGGUCAAAAGUUUACACUUAACUCAGUAACAGUUAGCACUCAUUUAUUCGCUAUUUUGAAAAGACAGAAUUUCAUUUCCCCCCUCUCCCCCCAUCAGCUCCUCUUUAUGUACAUUUCAGUACUGAUGCUGCUUAUAGCACACUGGAAUACAGAGACUGAUGUAAGACUUUAAAAUGCAUUGAUGGCAUCAGAUUUUUAUUAUAUGUAUUAUAUUUUCAUACGCCAUCCAUAACUACUUUUGAAGUAUUGCUACCAUGCUGCUUGAUCACAGAGACCGCUUAGACAUUUGGGAAAGGUCAGCCAUCGUUAUCAUACAUUUUUGCCAGCUUGAUCUCAUGAGCAUGUUUACUGGUUUCACUGUUAUCAGAACAGUGUUGACAUUUGUUUUUCAUGAGGGCUUCUUUUUUUAUUCAAGUUUAGGGAAUGUGACAUUUUAUAUAAACAGAAUGACAUUUGAAAUUGUUUCACUUCCAUGUUUACUUUUGUGUUACCUUUCUAUGCAACUACACAGCUAUUUUGUAUGCAUGGUUAAUAUAUCCUCCAAUUUGUCAAUGCCUUUUUAUUGUUUGCCUGCAUGCUCACCAGGAACUAAUUCAUCAACAAACACAAAGGGAUGCAGCUAUUCAGCACUUUGCUAAACAAGCAGAGUGCAUUGUGGACCGCAGUACGGUGUGUUGCAUGCCUCUUGUUACAUUGUGUUUAUAAAAUUUGCAUUAAAUCAUGCUUUGUUUGACCAGACAUUUUUUAGCAUUUGCAUUACCAAGUUUCGAAGUGGCAUGUAGUUUUCAAACAACAUUUUACUGUUGUAUUUAUUUUCUUCUCUUGUGCAAAACAUUUAUAAAGAAGUCAUAUUAAAAAGAUAUGGAAUUAAUUCAGUAUACCAAACUGACCACUGUAAGGAUAUAAAAACUCUUCACUUACUUUUCUUCUUAUGCAGCAAAUGGGCUGAAUGUUUUCUAAGCAAAGUUUCUUUUUUACCACUUGCGAGUAAUUUUCCAUCACGCUCUCUAUACAGGGUCAGAUGUUUCCUGUGCUCUUGCACUGGAUGAACUGAAAUGGUAGCCUCCUUGCCAAUAAAUGUGAAGUGACUACACUGAUGUUGGCAGAGUUAUGUUAGACAAAUAGCCAUAUUAAGAUUUAAAUAUGGCUCUGUAU